GCACGAUUAUGACUGCUUGCCAAAUUUAUUUAUUUCUUGAAAGGAGGGAUACCCACAGCCAUUGAUGCACACAGCCACGACUGCUUAUAGAUAAACAACAAGGAAUAAGUGCUGCUGUUUUUCUUCCUCUCCAUCUUGGUUACGGUAGUACAGAAAGAUGAGUAAACUACUUGUCAUAGCCCUGCUGUUGCUGCCUCUUAUCAACCACGGAAAAAACUUGGCCACAGCAUGGGAUGAUCAAGAUUUCCUCACACACUGCCCACCGUUCCAGUGCAGCCAACGUGGCCCAGAGAUCAGGUUUCCUAUCUUCCUUGAAUCCAGCAAUACAUCUUCAUCGUCUGAAUGCGGCAGUGCCAUAUCAAGCAUAAGGUUAGCAUGCUCUGGUCAAGACACCAUCCUAGUUCACCCAGUUUUUGGCCCAUACAAUGUCAGCGCCAUAGAUUACAGCCGUUCUUCCAUGAAGAUCAUCCAGCCUGUGGACCCUUGCCCGCUGCUCCAGCAGAAGCUCAUCGUCUCCACAAGCUCAUCAUCUCCACAAGUUGAUGUCGCCAACCAUGAGGGGAUGGGCAUUUCCUACAUUCGGACUUUCUUGUGGAGGUCAUUUGCAACCCUAGUGUGCUGUUCGACAGAGUUCCUACCUGGUGCUGACGUCAGUAUUGCAGUCCCAGUCUCCUGCCUUAGCAACGCAACCCACUUCUUGUAUUUGGUGGAUAGUGAUGAAGACAUGUCUGUUCUUCCGUUGGACUGCAGGGUCGUCCCAGUCUCACAUGGCCGCACCAUCCCAAUACCCUUCUAUGAUGGCCCACCACCAUAUGUAAACCGCGCCGGACCGUCCUUCAAGGAAAGUGCAGAAAUAAUCCUCAGUUUUGCUGAGACAACGGUGUAUUGGGAUGGUGAUUACGAUUGCGGGCAAUGUGAACUCCAUGGACGACGCUGUGCAUUCAGCUCACAAACGAAUGAAACUUUCUGCAUGCCUGAUCCUCACGGUUCGCGAAUCAAAGUCAUCGCAGCUACAUCAUCCGUCGCAGCAUUCGUUGUUCUUUUGUUGACAGUGGCCACUGCACUCUAUCUUUCACUCAAGACAAGAUAUAAUGAAGAGAUACAUUUGAAGGUCGAAAUGUUUCUCAAGACAUAUGGCACAUCGAAACCAACGAGGUACACUUUCUCUGAAGUUAAGAAGAUAACAAGACGGUUUAAGGAAAAAGUAGGACAGGGAGGAUUUGGAAGUGUAUACAAAGGCGAGCUACCAAAUAGAGUGCCUGUCGCAGUUAAGGUGCUAGAGACCUCUACAGGAGAGGGAGAAGUAUUCAUCAAUGAAGUUGCAACCAUUGGACUAAUCCACCAUGCAAAUAUUGUCCGUCUACUGGGAUUUUGUUCUGAGGGAAUGAGACGGGCUCUUAUUUACGAAUUCAUGCCUAACGAGUCACUGGAGAAAUACAUAUUCUCUCAUGAUUCUGAUAAUUUUCAGCAUCUUCUAGUACCUAACAAACUGCUAGAUAUUGCUUUAGGCAUUGCCCGAGGAAUGGAGUACUUACAUCAAGGGUGCAACCAGCGCAUCCUCCACUUUGACAUCAAGCCUCACAAUAUCUUGCUGGAUUACAACUUCAAUCCAAAGAUCUCAGACUUUGGCCUUGCAAAGUUGUGUGCAAGGGACCAAAGCAUCAUCACCUUAACUGCAGCAAGAGGCACAAUGGGCUAUAUUGCACCAGAACUAUAUUCUCGGAACUUUGGGGGGAUAUCCUACAAGUCAGAUGUGUACAGUUUUGGCAUGCUGGUGUUAGAAAUGGUGAGUGGUAGGAGAAAUUCAGACCCAAGUAUUGAGAUCCAGAAUGAGGUUUACCUCCCAGAGUGGAUCUAUGAGAAAGUGAUCAAUGGGCAGGAGUUGGUGCUUACUUCGGAAACAACUCAAGAAGAGAAAGAAAAAUUGAGACACCUGGCUAUUGUGUCCCUAUGGUGUAUUCAGUGGAACCCAAGAAACCGGCCAUCAAUGACCAAGGUUGUCAACAUGUUAACAGGGAGGCUACAUAACCUGCAGAUGCCCCCAAAGCCUUUUGUCUCAUCUGGAAAUCAACAAAUGCCGUAAACUAAAACAUGGAGCACACACUACCAUGAUGUAGUCAACACUUGGGGGUUUAUACUUCUGUCUAUGCGCUGCAAAGUUAUGCAGAGCACUAGCAAGCAAUGUAUUUCGAUAUUACCAGUCCAUUAGCAAUCUGAGAUGUGAUAGUACUAGUUAUUUGCAAGAUACACGAUUCACAAUUGGACUUGUAUUUAACAACUAUGAUACGAUAAUCCGUUGCCUGCGACAUUCAGUUGUUACUUUGAUUUA
This is a messenger RNA of Brachypodium distachyon (stiff brome), 2329 nucleotides long. Its product is annotated as rust resistance kinase Lr10. Gene Ontology annotation, molecular function: protein kinase activity; ATP binding. NCBI's taxonomy places the organism in Eukaryota, Viridiplantae, Streptophyta, Magnoliopsida, Poales, Poaceae. The record is from RefSeq and is a predicted model, not a curated record. The transcript has 3 exons. Bases 158 to 2083 code for a protein of 641 amino acids. Gene Ontology annotation, biological process: protein phosphorylation.